UCGAAUAGAUGAAUUUCAAUUAUAUGACAAAAGCGUGAGAUUUCUUUUUUGGUCAACUCUGCAGUUCUUAAGCUAUAACCGUGUAAACUGUCUCGUCUCAAUGUCUUCGUUAUCAGAAAACAUAAUUACUAUCCAAACAAACGAAAAUGAUUCUCCAGGCGAAUGCAGUGUAGAGAAAACAAAGUCGAAUCAGAACCAACCAACAUCAUCAAAACGAGUAGCAGUCGACCAAAAUAACAAUGACCUGCCAGCAAAAAGACUCCGUAAUAAGACACAAAAAUAUGGUCAGCUGGAAUACGAGAUGAAUGAUGAUCAUUUGUUCAAAGAGCUGGAAGCUUCAAGUCAAACACUUGCGGAAGAAGUUGAUGAAAACACUCCUCCAAACGCAAUUGAUUCACAAAUGGAUCAGCAAGAUGACCCCAUGAAGAAAUUGCUAUCACCUGGAGAGAUGAUUCUUUACAACAAGAUUAUGCAAAUUCAUGCCGAUGUCAAAGUGUUACAGAGAUCCGUGGUGGGCUUCGAGGUUAGGUGCAUCGAAAGUGAAAAUACUCAAAAACAACAGUCUAAGAUUAAGAAGCUGGGCAAAGUUACAGAUGAACAGCUGCAACAGUUGAAUUUACCAUUGACCGACGAGAAUGGUAUCACUGGGUUCAACACAAAACUAAAAAAGAAAGACUUCUACGAUAAAGUCUACAAGAUCUUCAAGUCUGUUGGAGGAGAAACGGGCACUGCUGUUGGCGAAGAGGUUGUCCAACGAAUUUGUGACUAUAUGUUCAGCGAACAAUUGUUAUCAAAUAUGACUUGGACAGGGAAAUGUGGACAAAAAGAAAGGAGAAAGAUUGCGUUCAAAUCGUUCGUGCAAUUAAUCGAGCUGUUUUGCAAUUUAGGCCAUGCUGCAGACAAUACAUUUGACAAGCAAGAAUGUCAUCGUUUUUUUGUCUACAAAGUGCUUAAAUAUGCAUAUAAAAAGUCUUCCGAUGAAAAUGCCCAAAAAAAGACGACCAAUGUCAGCGAAACCUUGUCAGAUGAUGAUAUUAUCAUCGUUGUUCCAGGAGACCCCAUUGCUGAUGCACCGAGUCUUGGCCAAACAUCCACAUCAAAUCAAAUGAGCUUACAUACGCCAUAUAAACAAGUGAACACGCAGUAUCAAUCAUUUCAGCCAGUUUCAGGCCAGAAAUAUCAAAUUAUUCAGUCAACACCAGGGCAAAGCUAUCGAAAUAUACAGGGGAUGCCAAUUUGCUAUACCAAUAGCAACGUAUGGACUAACCAAAAGUGA
Sitodiplosis mosellana (orange wheat blossom midge) is the source of this 1276-nucleotide messenger RNA. RefSeq lists its product as uncharacterized. The transcript is spliced from 3 exons. NCBI's taxonomy places the organism in Eukaryota, Metazoa, Arthropoda, Insecta, Diptera, Cecidomyiidae. The record is from RefSeq and is a predicted model, not a curated record. The coding region runs from base 101 to 1276 and encodes 391 amino acids.